AUGGAUGUCAUACGAUCGGUGCUGUCUUCGCGACAAGACAACGUGGAACCUUCUCAGUUGAAACAGGAUGAUGAGGCCGAUAACGGACCACUGAAGGAAAACACCCAGAACAGGCCUGAUGAAGCUCCAAGAAACGAUCAAGGAGAGGAGGGACCAACAUACGAGGAACCAGGGUAUUUUCCGAAUAAAUUCAGUUUUCAUUUCGGCGAGGCCGAAGAUAAUGGCUUGCGAGAAAGCAGGAGGUCUUCUCAAUCACUGCCAAGCUCACCAGACCAGCAACACAAUGGUCACGAGCUUGCCAACGGCGACGACUCAAAUUCAACACCACAUCCGCGGCCACUUUCUUCGCAUUUUGACCCGAAAAACCCAGAAACCAAUGACGAUUCAUUCUCACAAAGUCGCCCGCGCCCUUCUAUCCACAGUGUCCAUUCCAAAAAGUAUGUGAAAACCACACAGUCACAUCCCGGAAACGACCCAGAGAGAAAUUUCAAGAGGUUGAGUUUGAAUCCUGAUUUCAACUUUAGGAAGUUGAUGAGGCGAAAGCCCAAGACUGUGGUACAUUCAGCAUUGGAAAUGGGUCCGGAUGAAGAUGGAGUGACAGAUAUAGCAGCCAUGCACAGAGCUCAGGAAUUGAUAUCAGCACUGAUUUCUGGAUCCACAACUGCACUAUUUACAGCUACAAUGUUCUUGAAGGAUGACAGAGCAGUGAGAAGAGCUCCUCUUCUCUUACAAAUGUUGGGAUUCAGAUUGACAGAUGUCACAAAAGACGACUGGACCAAAAACAGGAUCUACAGAAUAGACCUGGAGUACGGAGUCGGCCCAAGAAGACUAAAAUGGACUAUCCACAAGACCUCCAAGAACAUCUUCAAGCUCAACCAAAACAUAAAGUACAACAUUGGUAUCUACAGAGCAGGUAAUCUGAGGGCGGUGAGAGACAACGACUUGCCGAGGUUCCCCAGGUUCCCCGUUGAUCUCAGGCUGUACAACCGUGAUCACAGACACAGCAUGGCACCAAAUCAAUCGAGUGCUGAUGCCAUUCGUAGAUCCACAACUGAAAACUUUGACGAUGCUGGAAGUGUCUAUUCAGACCUAUCUUCUCAGUUUAGUCACCUUGUGCACAGAGUGAGACAUCAUCACAGCGGGGCAAACAAUUCUGUGCUCCCGACCGUUCAAGAAGUUCAUGAGCAGUACCGAAUUUUGAUUGAAAGAUACCUGAGGGAUCUCUUUCAGGCAAUGACUUUGAAGCCGUAUUGCAAUAAGGUGUUCCGUUUUUUGCAACUUUCUCCCAUUGGUGUCUUGCUUUCCACGGAAAACGAUUUCAACGGAAAGCAAGGAUAUCUUACGAUUUUGACAAAAUCUAAAGCACAAGGCUGGAACGUUGGCCACUGGAAGCCAAUGGAGCUGAAGGCCAUGGUGGUGAGACAUACACCGAAGUGGGUGGUGGUUCGACUUGGGUAUAUUAUCUAUGUUUCCGAAAUCCACUCUACAACGCCUCUCGAGGUAUUUUUGGUCGAUUCCUCUUUCAAAAUUCAUUCUCAUUCGGAUUUUGAUAAACCGCUCGAGGAAAUGGAGAGCGAUGAUGAUGAAGACUACGACACCAAAGAUACAAAGAGGCCAUGGGUGACUAUGACUCUCUCGAAUGGAGAACGUUCUCUGCAAGUGGGAACUCGUAAUGAGACUCAGUUGAGACAGUGGUACCGUUCUAUUGAGACGAUGCGUGAGAAAUGCAUCUGGUCUCAGCCUCAUCGUUUUAGCAGUUUUGCCCCAGUGAGGGACAAAUGCUUUGCACAAUGGUUUGUUGAUGCUCGUGACUAUUUCUGGGCCGCAAGCAGUGCCAUGGAGAUGGCCAAAGAUGUCAUAUACAUACAUGAUUGGUGGUUAUCUCCCGAGUUAUACCUCAGACGGCCACCCAAUGGGAACCAACAAUGGAGAAUCGAUCGGAUAUUGAAGCGGAAGGCAGAAGAGGGUGUGAAGAUCUUUGUCAUUGUUUACCGGAAUGUUGGAAACACUGUUGUCACAGACUCCAUGUGGACUAAGCACUCAUUGUUGAACCUUCACCCAAACAUCCAUGUCUUGCGUUCUCCUAAUCAGUUCAUUCAAAACAUUUACUUCUGGGCUCAUCACGAGAAGCUCUUGGUUAUCGACCACAACAUUUGCUUCAUGGGUGGCAUUGAUCUCUGCUAUGGUAGAUACGAUACCCCAGAUCAUGUACUUACAGACGACCGCGAGGGAGCUUUCGAGAAUGGCCAAAAUUCUGAUCAGGAGGAGGGCGUGAAGACUCAGAUAUUCCCCGGAAAAGAUUAUUCUAAUCCAAGAGUAAAGGACUUUUGGGAGCUAGACAAACCAUUUGAAGAUAUGUACGACAGAAACACAGUUCCGCGGAUGCCAUGGCACGACGUUCAUAUGAUGUCUUGCGGUCAGGUCGCAAGAGACUUAUCAAGACAUUUUGUACAGCGUUGGAAUUAUCUUCUGAGGACAAAGAGACCGUCUAGACCAACCCCUCUUCUGUUACCCCCUCCUGAGAUUACUGAGGAAGAAAUCAAAAAUCUGGGGUUUGAAGGAACCUGUGAGAUUCAACUGUUGAGAUCGUCUUGUAAUUGGUCGCUUGGAUUGAAGGACCAUGAGCAGAGUAUACAAAAUGCAUAUUUAAAGCUGAUUGAGACCAGUGAGCAUUUCGUUUACAUCGAAAAUCAGUUUUUCAUCACUUCUGCGGCCUGGGACAAUAUUGUCAUAAAGAACAGAAUAGGUGAUGCGUUGGUAGACAGAAUCCACAGGGCUUAUCUUGAAGGCAAGCCAUGGAAGGCGGUCAUUGUUAUUCCUCUGAUGCCUGGAUUUGAAGCAGAAGUUGAUACCAGAGAAGGUUCUUCCGUUCGUGUGAUCAUGCACUGUCAAUACAUGUCUAUUUCGCAGGGCCAGACUUCUAUUUUUGCAAAGCUGGAGAAAUUGGGGAUUAGGCCACUGGAGUAUAUUCAAUUCUACUCACUGCGGAAAUGGGGUCGUAUUGGAAAAGAUCGCAACUUAGUAACUGAACAGUUGUAUGUCCAUGCAAAAACCAUGAUUGUGGAUGAUCGUGUGGCCAUAAUUGGAUCUGCCAACAUUAAUGAAAGAUCGAUGCGUGGAAGCAGAGACUCCGAAGUUGCGGCGGUAGUGAGAGACAAGGCCAUGGUGGAAACCACAAUGAAUGGUGAGCCAUAUCUUGCGGCAAAGUUCGCACACUCCUUGAGGAUGAGGCUUAUGCGCGAGCAUUUGGGAAUAGACGUGGAUAUGCUUGAUCUAGUCGAGAGGAAGUUUUCCAAGAUGGAGGAGUUUGCAAAGACUGAGAGCGGUUUGAAGGCGGCAACGGGAGACUUCGAUUCCACCUUCAGCUCUGAAUUAUCUGCAAUGGUUGAGCUUGCUGCCAGACACGUGCUUGGUUUCACGAACGGGACUGAGCGCUGGACCAAGUUCAUUUCAUCCAAAAACCUUAAAGUCAGCGGCAAGCAAAUGGAAGAUGAUUUCAAGAGGUUCUGUGAUCAAGAAUUCGAGGAUGUGGAGGCUGAAGAAGACGACCUUCCUGCAUUUCCUCUAUAUACAUCCUUCAACAACCGAGCUGGCUUUGAAAAUGUUGGCAUAAGAGAAAAGAAACCAUUCUCCACCGACAGCCGUAUCGCCGACCAUCAAGAUGAGCAUAAUCAGAAGGUGGAUGGCGAUGGUGAUGAUAAUUUCAAGGGCAAAUCGUACGAGGCUUCUAAAAAGAACAUUUCGAGGCUUUUGCUGAAAUGGGCAAGCGAAGCGGAGCUGGAUGAAAACAGAAUUCCAUACAUUCCUUGCACUCAGCAGCUUUUAGAGGUUUUGGAAACAGAUGAACCUGGUCGCAGCAUAGACUCUCAAAACAAAGAGAGAUGGGAUAUGUUGAGAAGAAUUUCAUACCUUCAGGCAACAGCUGCUAGGGAGAAACGAGAUGCGGAAAUUGAGUGCAACCUGGCUCGGUCUCACAAGAACAGAUCCAGUGAUGGGACUACUUCAGAUCAUGUUAGGGUAACCCACUCUCCGGACAUGAUAGGGACUCCACCACCUGAAAAUAAUAGCUCUACUCCAGCAGCCGAAUCGAACCCGUCUGCGUCGUUCUAUUCUGUUGUCUCGCUGAGUGACUCUAUGAUCAAGGACUUGAUGACGAACGCAUUGCCAAGAGCUCAGCCUGUAAUUGAUCCGUAUGCAUUUGAAGAUCCCCUGGAUGUUGACUUUUACGAAGGGACAUGGUUGCCUCAAGCCAUGAGAAACACGAUGAUUUAUCGUAUGGUUUUCCACUCCCAACCCGACGACAAUGUUGUCACCUGGAAUCAAUACAAAGAGUUUGGACGAUUACAGAUGGCUUUUUGCGAAGCUCAAGUGGCUAAGAAUUUGCACACUUCUGAAGAAGCUGCAGAUGGAUCAGCAGCUACCAAUAGGAAGCAGGAGGCAUAUUCGAACCCGGCCUCAAGUGAUACCGUGAAAUCUGACGGCCACUCAGAGGUUGACCCAAGGGCAAGGCUGAGACGUGAAAAGGUGGCAGCUCUCGAAAUGUUCAACAAAUCACCGCACGAGACUUCAGGUACAAUUUACGAUAAGGAGACUGCAGAGAAGCUACUGGGUAAUAUCAGAGGGCAUCUGGUGCAAUUCCCCCUAAAUUGGUUAUCGAGGGAGAUGGACUCUCAGAAUUGGUUCUACAAGACCGACACGCUUCCACCUAUUGAGAUCUACAAUUAA
This is a messenger RNA of Kuraishia capsulata CBS 1993, 4725 nucleotides long. RefSeq lists its product as uncharacterized. Gene Ontology annotation, biological process: intracellular signal transduction; phosphatidic acid biosynthetic process; cell motility. Lineage: Eukaryota; Fungi; Ascomycota; Pichiomycetes; Pichiales; Pichiaceae. The record is from RefSeq and is a predicted model, not a curated record. The transcript has a single exon. The coding region runs from base 1 to 4725 and encodes 1574 amino acids. Gene Ontology annotation, molecular function: D-type glycerophospholipase activity.